AUGCAUACAAUUAUACAACACAUGCAACAAUUCGCAGCCCUACCACCGCAUUCUGUACAAAGACACGUUUAUUGUUUCGCAGUCAGUGUGGCAAACUUGGAAAUUCGACUCCAGUGUCGAGCGAACAAAGUAGCAAUAGCAAUCGAGUGGGGUUCCGUGGAACCGCUGAGUCGGAUUACCAAGGACGCUGGACUACGAGAACCUCACCUCGCCUUUUCGGACGAGGCUGCAGUUCCCCGAUUCAACACGAAUGCCAAAUCGGGGUUCGAGCAUUUAGGGGCAAGUAGUCCAGCGCUACCAUCAACGACACAGUGGGGUUCCGUGGAACCGCUGAGUCGGAUUACCAAGGACGCUAGAGUACAAGCAUCUCACCUGGUCCUUUCGGACGAGGCUGUAGUUCCCCGAUUCAACACACUGGCUGCGAAACUUGGAAACCCGGCUCUAGUGCAACGAACAAAGUAA
Molecule: messenger RNA, 462 nt
Organism: Heterotrigona itama
Lineage: Eukaryota; Metazoa; Arthropoda; Insecta; Hymenoptera; Apidae
Source: the annotation of a GenBank genome assembly